CUUCUCCUCACACGCUUGCUUUCUUUGACAUGCCUCCUUAACCCCAAAAUUUCCAAUGCUGUGUCUCCUCCUUCCUUUCCCUGCCCUUUCUAAUUAAUCCUUUUCUUUCAAUCCAGACAAUUUCGUCAAGAUCUCAACACCCUCAUCAAAUUAUCAUCGAUCAAUCAAUCAAUUAAAAUAGAAUUCUAGGGUUUCUCAUUUCUUCUCCUUUUCAUCUAAUUCCCAAAAAAUUUCAUAUGCGACCUUCUGUUGAUUGAUCAAAAACCUUGCGAUAACAUGUACAGCAAUUUCAAGGAGCAAGCAAUAGAGUACGUGAGGCAAGCCGUACAAGAAGAUAAUGCCGGAAACUACUCGAAGGCCUUUCCUUUGUACAUGAACGCUCUUGAGUACUUCAAGACUCACUUGAAGUAUGAGAAGAACCCUAAGAUUCGAGAAGCUAUAACGCAGAAGUUCACCGAAUAUCUUCGGCGGGCCGAGGAGAUCCGGGCUGUGCUCGAUGAAGGUGGCCCAGGACCUGCUUCUAAUGGAGAUGCUGCUGUUGCUACUCGCGCUAAAACAAAGCCUAAAGAUGGAGAUGAUGGUGAGGAUCCGGAGCAGGCUAAAUUGAGAUCUGGAUUGAAUUCUGCAAUUAUUAGGGAAAAGCCUGACGUUAAGUGGAAUGAUGUGGCUGGACUUGAAAGCGCAAAACAGGCGUUACAGGAAGCUGUUAUUUUACCUGUUAAGUUUCCCCAGUUCUUUACAGGGAAGAGGCGACCGUGGAGGGCUUUUCUUUUGUAUGGGCCUCCUGGAACUGGAAAGUCUUACUUGGCCAAGGCAGUUGCGACUGAAGCAGACUCUACCUUCUAUAGUAUCUCUUCUUCAGACCUUGUCUCAAAGUGGAUGGGUGAGAGUGAAAAGCUAGUUUCUAAUCUUUUCCAAAUGGCACGGGAAAGUGCUCCUUCAAUUAUAUUCAUUGAUGAAAUAGAUUCCUUAUGUGGUCAACGUGGAGAAGGCAAUGAGAGUGAAGCUUCAAGACGUAUCAAGACAGAACUUCUUGUGCAGAUGCAGGGUGUAGGAAACAAUGACCAGAAAGUUCUUGUUCUUGCAGCAACCAAUACACCAUAUGCCCUAGAUCAGGCCAUCAGGCGGCGUUUUGACAAGCGCAUAUAUAUUCCUCUUCCAGAUUUGAAAGCGCGUCAGCAUAUGUUCAAAGUGCAUCUCGGAGAUACUCCUCACAACUUGACUGAAAGUGAUUUUGAAGUAUUAGCUCGCAGGACUGAGGGCUUUUCGGGUUCAGACAUUGCUGUUUGUGUCAAGGAUGUCCUUUUUGAGCCGGUACGUAAAACCCAGGAUGCCAUGUUCUUUGUCAAGACUCCUAAUGGUAUGUGGGUACCAUGUGGACCAAAGCAACCAGGUGCAGUCCAAAUUACCAUGCAGGAGCUGGCAGCACAAGGACUCGCAUCCCAGAUCCUUCCCCCUCCCAUCACAAAAACUGAUUUUGACAAGGUCCUUGCAAGACAAAGGCCAACUGUGAGCAAAAGCGAUCUUGAAGUUCAUGAGAGAUUCACGAAGGAGUUCGGAGAGGAAGGUUAAUCAAUAUGGUGAUAGGAUUGACUCACGCUCUUGAGUUCAACUGCUAUAAUUUGUAUUUUAAUUUAUUGCUGUUGGAUCCAAUGCUUUAUCUUUACUUUUUCAUAGGGGAAGCUGACUUCACUUUCCCUUUGUAUUCGGAAUCUGAGAUGGAAAUACUGAGUUGGAUACUUGUUCAAUUGCUUGUCUGAAAUUGUGUAAAGAAGAGUUUUAGAAAUAUCAUUGCCGAAUGUUAUAUUACAUCA
Molecule: messenger RNA, 1814 nt
Organism: Jatropha curcas
Lineage: Eukaryota; Viridiplantae; Streptophyta; Magnoliopsida; Malpighiales; Euphorbiaceae
Gene: SKD1
Product: AAA-type ATPase family protein
Biological process (GO): vacuole organization; endosomal transport
Molecular function (GO): ATP binding; ATP hydrolysis activity
Source: RefSeq, a predicted model, not a curated record